UUUACUGGGAGGGCAGCAGGAAUAACACGGAUUUGAUCGGUUUAUGUGAGAUUAUCUUUUUGACUGAUGGUGCUUUCAUGAAGUAUGUGGAAGAGGACGUUCCAGACGCAUGUUGGUGUAUAAACCUGUGAGGUCACGGCAGGUAGGAGCUGGUUCACGCCCUUUAAUGACAGGAAAAGGUUGCAUGAAACCGACUGAAGCGACCUCACAGUGACAGAAGAAGACCAGCCGGUGGAGUUAACAUGACAGAGAGGAAGAUGCAGGAAGCUUUGGCGAUGACUUCCAGAGUGUUUGGUGAUCUGGAGGAUGAGGAGGAGGAAGAGGAGGAAGAAGAGAGGAUCAACCCGACGGAGGUGAAGAUGAGUCAGAUCGUGAUGCCGUGUCACAGCAACCAUCGGCAGGAGCUCAGCGCGGGACAGCUGCUCAAAUGGAUGGACUCCACCGCCUGCCUGUCUGCUGAGAGGCAUGCUGGAAGUCCCUGCGUCACCGCUUCCAUCGACGACAUCUACUUUGAACACACGAUUAGCGUGGGUCAGGUGGUGAACAUCAGGGCGAAGGUCAACAGAGCCUUUAACACCAGUAUGGAGGUGGGCGUACAGGUGAGCUGCGAGGACCUGUUCACUGAUCGUCACUGGAGGGUUUGUCAAGCCUACGCCACCUUUGUAACGCAGCGCACAAGCACAGGGCAGAAGGUGACUCUGAAGCCCAUCGUCCCUCACAGUCAGAAGGAGCAGGUGGAGUACAGCGUGGCGGCCGAGAGGAGGAGGGUCCGGAUGGUCCACGAUGACAUCAUCAAGGAUCUGCUGUCCAGUGGGUCGAUCCAGCAGGCCGACAGCUCAGUGGUCUCCAAUAAAGUGGCAGCAGAGAAGACCAAGGUGGAGAGCGUUGAGCUGGUUCUACCUCCACAUGCAAACCAUCAGGUGAACACGUUUGGAGGACAGAUCAUGGCCUGGAUGGUGAAUGUAGCAACGAUUGCUGCCAGCCGUCUGUGUCAGGCUCAUCCGACUCUUCGGACCAUCGACAUGUUCACCUUCAGAGGACCUUCUCAGGUUGGAGACAGACUGCUGAUGAGGGCGAUAGUCAACAACGCCUUCAAAAACAGCAUGGAGGUGGGAGUUCGUGCAGAAGCCUACCAUGAGGAGGGGCCUAACCGACACAUAAACUCAGCCUUCAUGACCUUUGAGGUGCUCGACGACCACGGGAAGCCAUGCACGUUACCACGGAUACGACCUGAACCUCUGGAAGGUGAGAGGAGGUUCCAGGAGGCCAUAGCCAGAAAAAAGAUCAGACUGGACAGAAAAUACAUAAUUUCUCGUAAGCAGGCUGAAGUCCCUCUGUCUGUACCCUGGAACCCAUCAAACCAGGUGUAUCUGAGCUACAACAACGUGUCGGCUCUGAAGAUGCUGUCUGCUAGAAACAACUGGCGUCUCAGCUCUGAGAAAGACACGGUUCGUCUCUACACCCUGGAGCAGAAAUCCAUGCUGAGUUUCCGGGUGGAGGCGGAGGUGGACGUUCCCGCUGACAGGGCGUUUUAUCUGCUGGCCGAGCUGAGCGACAGACCGAGCUGGGAUUCACACUACAAGAAAUGUGAGCGGAUUCAUCGGGUGGAUGACGACGACUUCCUCUAUCGUGUGGUGACUCCAUCAGUUCCUCCUGGAGCCGUGGGAUCCCCGACUUCAGCCAACAGCCCAGGAGGGAUUCUACAGGAUUUCAUCUUGUUGGCUUCCAGAAGGAAACCGUGUGGCAGCGGAGAUCCGUACGUUAUCGCUCUGCGCUCAGUCACCCUCCCUACUCACCCUCCUACUGAGAGAUUCAACAGAGGAGAGGUCCUCUGUGCUGGAUUUACUAUUCUGGAAACCAAACAGAACAAGUCCCUGAUCAGUUACUACAACCAGGCGUCUCCAGAGGUACUGCCCUACAUCUCCACAGACAUCGCUGGACUCUCCUCCUCCUUCUACCAUACCUUCUGCUCCUGCAGCCAAUACCUGACCAGGAGAAGGCUGCAGUCCGACUCUGAGGUUCAAGACGACCGACACCAGGCCUCUGAUGGUCCCACCGGUCUGUCAGAGACGCUCAACAGCACCCAGCUGUAGACGCUCCGUGGUGCUUCUAGGCCGGUUUACAUCAGCGCAGGAUGGAAUCACAGCAGUGCCAUAGUAAAAGAUAAAUCUGUUUUUAAAAAAAAGGAAAUAAAUGUGUAAAUAUAAAGAAAAAAUGAACAAUAAAUUAAUAUGUUAAAAAAUAAGGAAAUGUGUAAAUAUGAAGAGGAAUAAAUAAAAAAAACUAAUAAACAAAUCUGUUAAAAAAUAAAGAAAUAAAUGUGUAAAUAUAAAGAAAAAUGAACAAUAAAUGAAUAUGUUAAAAAAUAAGGAAAUGUGUAAAUAUAAAGAGGAAUAAAUAAAAAACUAAGAAAGAAAUCUGUUAAAAAUAAAGAAAUAAACAUGUAAGUAUAAAGAGGAAACAAUAAAAAUAUAAAAAAUGUAUUUGUCAAGAAAAAAAGGAAAUGUGUAAAUAUAAAGAGGAAUAAAUAAAAAAUAUAUAUCUGUUAAAAAUAAGGAAAUAAAUGUGUAAAUAUAAAUAGCAAUAAAUAAAUAAAACUUAAUAAUAAGGAAAUAAAUGCAAAUAUAAAGAGGAAUAAAUAAAAAGAAUUAAAUCUGUUAAAAAUAAGGAAAUAAAUGUAAAUAUAAAGAGGAAUAAAUAAAUACAUAUCUGUUAAAAAUAAGGAAAUGUGUAAAUAUAAAUAGCAAUAAAUAAAACUUAAUAAGGAAAUAAAUGUGCAAAUAUAAAGAGGAAUAAAUAAAAAGAAUUAAAUCUGUUAAAAAUAAGGAAAUAAAUGUGUAAAUAUAAAGAGGAAUAAAUAAAAACAUCUGUUAAAAAUAAGGAAAUGUGUAAAUAUAAAUAGCAAUAAAUAAAACUUAAUAAGGAAAUAAAUGUGCAAAUAUAAUGAGGAAUAAAUAAAAAGAAUUAAAAUAAAUCUGUUUACUUUUUUCAUUUAUUCCUCUUUAUAUUGUCUCAUUGUUCAACAGAUUUUUCAUUCAUUCUUUUAUUUAUUCCUCUUUAUAUUUACACAUUUAUUUCCUUAUUGUUGAACAGAUUUGUCUUUUAUUGUGGCACUCCUUUGAUUCCGCAGCGCAGACAUUAAUCUAUUGUUCAUACGAGAAGAAAUUACAGGUUCACAGUGAACAAAAGUGAACAAUUCUUUUUUUUAUAAAAAGGUCUUAACAUAGAGUCUUGUAGUAAAAGAUCACAGUUAAGUGAGUAAAAUAGAACUAUGUCACAUAACGCUCACUCUAGUAGGCGACAGAAUCAAGCGUAAGAUCCAGACAUUAUGCAAAAUCUCUGUUUGUAAAUCUUAGGUACGUGCUAAUGUUAGUGUCUUGGGCCAACACAAACACUAAGAGCUGACAGCAGUUAGCACUCGACUAAUGUUUUUGUUGUUGUUUUUCAGGGUCGAUACUGAUAUCAAUGAUUGGUACUCAAGAAAUAAUAAUGAUGAUCAAUAUUUGGAACUGAUGUGCACUACCAGUCAAAAGUUUGGACUCACCUUCUCAUUCAAUGGCUUUAAUUUAAGUAUUUUAAAUAUUGUAGAUUCAUACCGAAGACAUCAGAACUGUAAAAGAAUGCCUGUGGAAUUAUGUUGUAAGCAAAAAAAUGUUAAUCUUCAGUGUUAAUCUACCAUGUAGAAAAUAAUACUUAAAAAUAAAAAUCACUGAAUGAGAAGUUGUGCCCAAACUUCUGACCGGUCGUGUACAUUAAACAUUAUGUAUUAACAGCAUGUGACAGCAGAAAGCAUUCUUAACUUCAUUAUUAAUAAUUACUGUGACUGAAUCUCCACAAUAGAAACAUGAGUAAUGAUAUCUGAAGAUGCUCUAUUGAUUAUUUGAUCGGUUUGUCUCCUGCUGUAACAUUUACAGUUUUUCUGUUAUUUUCAUUCUUCUCUGUUCAGUCACUUUUAUUUGCCCAUAAAGGCUCAAAUUUUAUAGCAUUAUUAGCUGUUGUUUUCCAGACACUAACUUAGCUGCUAGUUGUUAGCGUAGCCUUAUCAAUAACAUCUUAUUUCCUGGUUUUUGGUGACAGCUGUGCUUCCUGUUCUUUUUUUUCCCAGGUUGUGUUUCUGCUGAAGAGAAACAUCUGGCAGUUAGAGCAGACUGUAAAAUGAAUAUCUGAUAAUUGGGAAAAAGAUGCAGGAUAUCGUCCCUGAUAAUUAACCAGGCCGAUAAUUGAUGAAUCGUUUUUGUAUAAAUCAUGCAUGUAACUUCCAGAACUUUAAAGUGAAGCGAACGCACAAAGCCAGAUUGUGUAGAAGUCUGUUAGAACAUGAACCUUCUUCUCACUGGAUCUGUUUCCUCAUUUAGUAUUUUCCAAAUGAAUUUAUGAUCUCAAUCUGUAGACAUCUUUAAAUACAACAUGUUGUUUAUUUUGUAAAAGAUGGUUCCAUUUUGGGUACAAUGUAUAAUAAAGCACACCGCUUUGUAAUAAUG
Molecule: messenger RNA, 4481 nt
Organism: Acanthochromis polyacanthus (spiny chromis)
Lineage: Eukaryota; Metazoa; Chordata; Actinopteri; Pomacentridae
Product: acyl-coenzyme A thioesterase 11-like
Exons: 17
Coding region: 243-2093 (616 amino acids)
Cellular component (GO): extracellular exosome
Molecular function (GO): lipid binding; thiolester hydrolase activity
Source: RefSeq, a predicted model, not a curated record